This is a messenger RNA of Sebastes umbrosus (honeycomb rockfish), 4355 nucleotides long. It is a transcript of the gene arhgef18a, whose product is annotated as rho/rac guanine nucleotide exchange factor (GEF) 18a. The transcript has 23 exons. Lineage: Eukaryota; Metazoa; Chordata; Actinopteri; Perciformes; Sebastidae. The record is from RefSeq and is a predicted model, not a curated record. Gene Ontology annotation, biological process: regulation of Rho protein signal transduction. The coding region runs from base 412 to 3465 and encodes 1017 amino acids. Gene Ontology annotation, molecular function: guanyl-nucleotide exchange factor activity. Gene Ontology annotation, cellular component: plasma membrane.
ACUUGUUCCUCCUCAGGCAUCCUCUCCGCCUCUCUAGUGGAGUUGAGAGAUAGUUAUUCCCUCGGUUCCUCUCUCGUCCUCACCUGGGAAUAACAAACAGAAAGUUGUCGCACAGCUGCUGCUUGAUUAUCACACCUGGACGUGUCGGUGUGUGUGUCAAACAGGUGAGCCAGAGGCUAGCAGCAGAGCUCCCAAUGUCACGAGGAAACUGUGGAGCACUGAACACAAUAAACAGAAGUAUAUAUAAACAAGUGCUUUUUUCUUUUGAAGAUAACCUGUCUGUUUGAGGGCUCGUGAGUCAGCAAAGUGCUUUCAGAAACACAUAAUAAAGUCUAUUUCUCUCUCAGCUCUGGGGAGAGUGCUUCUCCCCCAGCCUGCCAUGGCCUCCCUGCCUGCUUCCUCCGUCCAGGCAUGACCGUCACCCCUAAAAAACACAGUGCUCAGCCUGGUUCCUCCUCUUUCAACGACACAAGUCCCAGAACCGGUCCCGUGCAGAUGGAUGAGGUUGAAGGCCUGCGGUUGAAGCUCACCCCUGAUGACUCUGUGUCGCUGGCUGAGCCCAUCAACCUAGAAGAUUCCCAUUAUGCUGUGCUGCGAGGCGAGUUGGAAUCCGACCACCAGAACCUGGAGGCGGAGUCGUGGAGCGUGGCGGUGGACCAGAACUAUCUGAAGGCCCUGAACAAAGAGGCUGUUAAGAGACAGGACGUCAUAUAUGAGUUGAUCCAGACGGAGAUGAAACAUGUACGCACCUUAAAGAUCCUUCUCCGCGUCUAUGUGCACGAAUUGAGGCAGUCUCUGCUGAUAGAGGAGGCCCGGCUGGAGCGUCUCUUCCCCGGGGUGGAAACCAUGCUCACCCUCCACCAGCACUUCCUGAACUGCCUCAAAGUGUGCCAAAACCAAAGUCAGGAGGAAGGAAGCCCAAACAACUACCAGAUCACACAGCUGGGGGAUAUUCUCAUCUCUCAGUUUUCAGGUGAACUGGGAGAAAGAAUGAUGGAGUGUUACAGUGUUUUCUGCGGCCAUCACAAUGAAACCAUCAGUUUCUACAAAGAGCAGCUGCAGAACAACAAGAAGCUGCAGAUCCUCAAUAGGAAAAUAGGUCAGCUGCCCCUGGUGCGACGGUUGGGAGUCCCUGAAUGUUUUCUGUUGGUGACUCAACGCAUCACAAAAUAUCCCGUCCUGGUGGAGCGAAUCAUACAGAACACUGAAGCUGACACCGACGAGUACAAGUCUCUGGUACAGGGUUUGGCGUUGAUCAAAGACACCAUCUCCCAGGUGAACGAUCAGGUCAGUGAUUACGAGAAAGCCGCUCGUCUGAGAGACAUCAGCCUGCGUCUGGAACCAAAAUCUCAGGGUCGGCUGAAGGACGGCCAGCUGCUCCGCAGGGAGGAUCUGCUCCAGGAUAACAGGACGCUGCUGCACGAAGGCGCCGUCACCUGGAAGUCCCCCGGUAGACAAAAAGACAUCCAUGCUGUGCUACUGUCAGACGUGAUCCUCCUCUUACAAGAGAAAGAUCAGAAGCUUGUGUUUGCUGCUUUGGACAACAAACCAGCAGUGAUCUCCCUUCAAAGGCUGAUUGUUAGGGAAGUGGCUCAUGAGGACAAAGCCAUGUACCUUAUCUGUGUAUCUGCGUGCACCACUAGCAUGCCAGAGCUGUACGAGAUCCACACGCCCUCCAGAGAGGAACGCAUCACAUGGACGACGCUGAUACGGGAAGCUGUGAACUGCUAUCCAGAAGAGGAGCAAUACCGUGAACUGACUGCUAGACUGCAACAGUUUCAAGAUAUUCUAAAGAUGAGGGAUGAGCAGAUAAAGCAAAGUCUGAUGGAAAAGCAGCAGAUCUUUGCUGCUCUCUACGAGACGAUGACUGAGCAGGAAACCCCCCACAAAGGGCUGCUGCUCCGAGGAGACGCCACCGACCUCCAGCAGGGGGCGACACUUCUGAAAGGAGCCAUCGAUGAGGUGGAAAACCUGCAGAACCUGCUCUUCUUAAGGAUAAAAGACCCAAACCUUCUUAUGGAUGAGAGUAAGACGCAGGGGGAGCAGCUCAGGAGGGCCGAGACCUUUGGAGUGGCUGAUAGUAAUCCUGCUGCAAGCGCCAUGAAAAAUGGAGAUGCAGCUGAGUGGCCUGGUGGCAGCGAGGGCAGUCCCACCACUAGUGACCCUCAGCUCCAGGAGGGUUACAGUUCUGAGAACGUGGAACAGUCUGCUGAUGACGACACACAGACGCCAGACUCCAGUUUAACCUCCAGUCAUUUCCCUGAGGCAGAGGUGUGUGACAGGGUGAUACUGCUCGGGCAGAGGCUGUACAGCUUAGAAGCAAUCAUCACCCAGCAGGACAGCCAGAUUGAGCUGCAGCAUGCUUUUCAGACCAAGAGCAAGCAGCCCGCCCGUCAUUACAACAGCAUGCUGCUCGAGCAGGAGAAGCAGCGCAACUUGGAGAAGCAGAAGGAGGAACUCGCCAACCUGCACAAGCUAAAGGCCCAGCAUCGAGAGGAGCAGCAGCGCUGGGAGAAGGAGAGGGAGCGGCAGAGGAUACAGAUCGAGUCUCUGGAGGGCCAGCUGCAGCAGAGGGAGGAGGACUGCCGAGAGUGGGAGAAGAAGCUCAAUGAUGAGAGGGCUGAGCUGGAGAGGCUGAAGGAAAGCUACCAGCAGGACCUGGAAAGACUGAGGGAGUCCACGAAAUCAGUAGACAAAGACAAGGAGCGUCUGAAUCAGGAGAGGGAGCGUCUAGAGCAGCUGCAGGAGAAAAUAAAGAAGUGCAUCCCAGGAAACUCUGACGAUUCACAAUACUGGAGUCUCUCCACUCUCUCCAGUCUCUCCAGUCUCCAGUCGUUCAGGGGAAGCAUCGUGAACGGAGGUGGGACCUUCACUCUAAAAUCCCGCGUCUUUCCCACCACCUCCAACUUCUCGGAAACUCCUCCAAAGGUCCCACCGCGCAGGGAGAGCAUCAGCCCCAUGCAGGCCAAACCCGAGCUGCCAGUCCACCUGAUCAGCACCACCAACCAGGUGCACAAAUCUCCGUCCAUGCAGCAGCAGAUCCCCACCAAGCUGGCUGCUCUGUCCAAGGGAAAGGAGAAAGGCCAUAAGUCGAAGAGGUCCCACCAGAGAACGCACAGUGCAGCCUCUAUAGACGUGAACCAGGUGCUGCCCAUCCGAGUGACUGGGAAAGAAGGAGGCAGUCUGAGAGCCCAAAGUAACAGAAGUCCUCAAAGAAUCUACCAGUCAGGUGCCUUCAACCCACCAGGAUCUGCCUUCAACCCACCAGGAUCUGCCUUCAACCCACCAGGAUCUGCCUUCAACCCACCAGGAUCUGCCUUCAACCCACCAGGAUCUGCCCGCAGUGUGAAAACAUCUCAGUCCUUCAGCACCUACAAGAGGAGCAGCGAGGCACCACCGCCAGUGCCGCCUCCUUUUCCCAAAGAUGUUCUCGAAGCGAGCAAAGAGAAGGUAAUAUUCCUUUAAUCAUAAACUACAGACUGGAGUUUGGAUGUCCAUCAUAAAGACUUAUACACAUGGAAAUACUGAUGGAGCUGUUAAAAGACAUUGGACAGGACUUCAUGACGUCCACGUGUGUUCAGCAUGAAGAGGACACUCACUAUUAUGCUUUUUUUAUCACUAUAAACCAGCUGUUUGAGUUCAGAUUAGCUGAACAUGAAAAAAAAGAAAAGAAAUACUGAUGGACAUGCUUUAUAAAUAUAUGUACAUUUGUUUUAGAGGUUCAAAAAAUGUAAAAAGCUCGGCCCAUUUGCACAUUGGGAAAGAUGAUAUUUGAAAUGAAGAUGUUAGGAAACCUUUUGUUGCCAAAGACUUUGCCAAAGUUCUUUUUUUUUUAAUCAUUUUUAUUUUAAAUGAAAGUAGGUUGUCUUUAACCAUUAGCACUCGUGUCUUAACUCUUCAGCUUUCUUUUUAAAUGAAUGAUGAAUACGAUGUCUGUUUAGAUAUGAGGUGCCAAGCACAAACGUUUUAUUUCUAAAUGAAUCAGAUAGAGGUGAAAUUUGUACUGUGGUCCUGCUCCUCAGUGCGUCUUGUAAUCAAAUCAUGAAUUAAUCGGGUAUGUGGAAGAAACUACAUUUUGGCUGUGAAGUUCUUGUUUGUAAAUACAGUCAGCUGUUUUGUACACUUCCUGACUGGAGACAGUGACAGUGGUUGUUUCAGUUUACAACCAGACAGCUGCUGGAAGCAUUUAUGAAAAUGUAAGAUAAUUAUUUCUGAGUGACAUUCGCUGUUAAAUAAUGUUCUGGCAUCAUUUUAACAUUUAACAUUAUGUUGAUGAUUGACCACUUGGUUCCAUUUAAGAUCACUUCCAAAUCCCAACUAAUGGGUCGUGGAAUAAAAAGAUGGUUGACGUGACA